Molecule: messenger RNA, 2316 nt
Organism: Candidula unifasciata
Lineage: Eukaryota; Metazoa; Mollusca; Gastropoda; Stylommatophora; Geomitridae
Source: the annotation of a GenBank genome assembly
AUGUCUCGAGUUAUUGUGAGAAAUUUACCGAAAGAUAUCACAAAUGAUAAUCUUGUAGGACAUAUAAAAAAGCACUGUCCCAGUGCUGAUAUAACUGACUGCAACUUGAAGUAUACACAAGAUGGAAUCUUCAGACGAUUUGCAUUUGUUGGGUUCAACACCGCCGAAGCGGCAGCCUCAGUACAGAAGAAGCUACAUGGAUCAUUCAUCAGGACUACAAAGAUUCAGGUUGACAUUGCUGCAGAUGUAGGUAGUACACAAGUCAAGGCCUGGAGCAAGUACUCACACAAGAAUCAGGCUGGAAAGAAAGCAGCUGCUGAUACUGAAGCUGCAGCCAAGACAAAUGAAAAGAAAAGCACAAAAGAAGAAACUGAGCCUAAGACACAGAAGACAGCAUUUUCUAUCAAAAUAAAAGGACUGUCAGGAUUUUAUACAGAGAAAACAAUUCGAGACUUCUUCAAACCAAUUAAACUGACAAGUAUCAGGAUUCCUAAAAAUGCACAGAAAAAACCCAUAGGAGUGGCUUUUGUUGACUUGCCCUCACAGAAAGAACAAGAACAGGCCAUGGGGAGAAACAAGAACUUCAUCAAUGGCAAAAAAAUAUUUUUGAAGAAAUCAGCAGAUGAAACACCCACAGAGAAGAAAGUGACUCCGGCUCCUUGGACUCUGAAGGCAAAGGAGCCAGGCAAGCAAGAAGUGGAGAGUAUCGCUGAGUCAGGACGUCUCUUUGUCCGCAAUCUCUGGUUUGGUGUCACCGAAGAGGAGCUGGAGGCAAUAUUUGGCAAAUACGGUCCAUUGGCAGAAGUGAACCUUCCUGUUGAUUCACUUACCAAGAAAGUCAAGGGAUAUGCCCAUGUUGUGUUUGUGUUUCCGGAACAUGCCCUCAAAGCUUUCACUGAACUGGAUUAUACUAGUCUGCAUGGCCGCCUGCUACAUAUAUUACCAGGGAAAGAGAGCAACACAACUGAAAACUCUAAUGAGAAAUCAUCUUAUAAAAAGAAGAAAACCCUGCAGCAGAAAGCAAACAGUUCAAGUGCUCACAACUGGAACACUUUGUUCCUGGGAGUCAAUGCAGUCGUUGAUGCCAUGGCCAGCAAAUACCACACAGACAAGAGCAAUAUUCUGGAUGAUGAAUCACGGGGCAGUUUGGGUGUGAGGAUAGCUCUUGGAGAGACACAAAUUGUCUCAGAGACUAGAGAGUUCCUCAUUUCAAACGGUGUAGCAUUGGACAGUUUCAGCCAGGCAGCAGGGGAGAGAAGCAAGACAGUGAUUCUGGUCAAGAACUUGCCAGCAGGUGUUGUCCUGGAUGAGCUGAAGGAAGUAUUCAGCAAGCAUGGCUCUGUCAACCGAGUCCUGAUGCCUCCGUCUGGUAUCACAGCCAUAGUGGAGUUCUUUGAGCCAUCUGAAGCCAGACAAGCUUUUCUCAAGCUUAAUUUCUCAAAGUUUCAGUCCAUCCCUCUUUACUUAGAGUGGGCUCCAAUGGGAGUGUUUACCAGACCAGCCAAGUCUCAGGAUAGUCAAACUGAGGAGGAUGCACAGGAGGAGGACAAAGAUGCGGAUGCUGAGAGCAAGUCUGGCAACAAGGAGAACUCUGGGGAACAAGUAAGUCAGUCAGAUUUGCAAAAAAAUGCUGGUUCAGAUACUGAACCUGAGGAAGAAGCCACCAUUUUUGUGAAGAACUUGAAUUUUGCAAGCACGGACGAGCAGCUGCUUCAGCACUUCAGUAAGUUUGGCCAGAUUCAUUCUGCAACAGUGGCCAAGAAAAAGGAUCCCAAGACGCCAGGUCAGCUGUUGUCCAUGGGGUAUGGGUUUGUUCAGUUUAUGAAGAAAGCUGAUGCCAAGGAGGCGUUGAAGAAUCUGCAGAACUCGGAGCUGGAUGGGCAUAACUUGGAACUGAAGAUGUCAAAUAGAACCAAGCAUGAGGUUAAAGGUCGCCAGAAACAAGGGGAAACAAAACAGAAGUCUACCAAGAUCCUGGUCCGGAACAUUCCGUUUGAGGCUAAGAAGCGAGAGAUUGAGGAGUUGUUCAAGGUGUUUGGAGAGCUGAAGUUUGUGCGUCUGCCCAAGAAGCUUGGCGGGACCGGUCCUCAUAGAGGCUUUGCUUUUGUGGACUUCUUGACUAAACAGGAUGCCAAGAGAGCGUUUAAUGCCCUGUGCCACUCCACCCAUCUUUAUGGGCGCCGGUUAGUGCUGGAGUGGGCCGAGGCAGAGGAGAGCUUGGAUGACCUCCGGAGAAAAACUGCUCAGCAUUUCUCUGACGAUGGACCGAAGAAAAAGCUGAGUAAACGCAGUCUUAAAAGUGAACUGGAUGACUGA